UUUCAGCAGCAGCAACAACAGUUAGUCAGCCACCUCGGUAGCCUGCUCGACAAAACAGCCGAACCAAUAAAGCUCUUUAGACUCUUUUGUGUAUAUUAGCCACUGUGUUUUAAACCCACUUAUGUCGUCUACUUAGUUAUCCGAUUGAAUUACAUAUUUACGGUGUUGUUAUUAUUCAGCUAGCGGGCUGGUUAAGUUAGCAUUAGCCUAGCUAGCUAACAGCCCCGACCAUGCGGUCACUAAGCUACUCUCCUUCUAAAGAGGAGGAAGAUAUCGCAGUAAAACAAGAAGUAGAGGGUGAGGCCGUCACUGUGAAAGAAGAGGAAGACUCGUUCAGUGUGAAAGAGGAGGAGGAUGUUACAGUAAAAGAAGAGGAAGAUGCAAUUUAUGGCGUGAAAGAGGAGGAGGAUGAGAUGACUGUUACACCGAAAAAGGAGGAGGAAGAAGAUGAGGAAACUGGAUAUCUGGGCCCGGUUUCCCGAACGCGUCUUAAGGCAUCCAAUGGUUCUAACGAUGAAUUUAGCCAUAAGAUGGUUUUGAGAAACCGUUCCCUGAUUAACACUCGAGAGAGACGUGACUAUCGUGGACCCUCUGGGGAGCCUCAACAACCUCAUGAUGCUGACGAGGCAGAGAAGAGUCUCUCCAGAUCAGAACUCCUGAAGAAACACCAGCAGAGACCCACAGGGAAGAUACAUCACCGCUCUGACUAUGGGAAGAGAUUCACCUCAUCAGCAGGCAUUAAAAUGCAUCAGAGAAUCCACACAGUAGAGAAACGUUAUUGCUGUACUCAAUGUGGGAAGAGUGUUGAUACAUAUAGCCAUCUUAUUGUACACCAAAGAACACACACAGGAGAGAAACCUUAUAGCUGUGAUCAAUGUGGGAAGAGUUUUAUUCAGCUAAGCAACCUGAUAUCACACCAGAGAAUACACACGGGAGAGAAACCGUAUAGCUGUGAUGAAUGUGGGAAGAGUUUUACUCACAUAGGCACCCUGAUAUCACACCGGAGAAUACACACAGGAGAGAAACCGUAUAGCUGUGUUGAAUGUGGGAAGAGUUUUGCUUUUUCGAAUAAUCUGACUCUUCACCAGAGAACACACACAGGAGAGAAACCUUAUAGCUGUACUCAAUGUGGGAAGAGUUAUACUCAUUCAACCAGCCUGAUAUCACACCAGAGAACACACACGGGAGAGAAACCGUAUAUCUGUGAUCAAUGUGGAAAGAGUUUUACUCAGCUAAGAAGCAUGGUAACACACCAGAGAACACACACAGGAGAGAGACCGUAUAGCUGUGAUGAAUGUGGGAAGAGUUUUGCUAGUUCCCGCAACCUGACUCUUCACCAGAGAACACACACAGGAGAGAAACCCUAUAGCUGUACUCAAUGUGGGAAGUUUUUUUUUACAUCUAGCCUUCUGAAGACACACCAGAGAAGACACACAGGAGAGAAAUCUUAUAGCUGUACUGUAUGUGGGAAGAGUUUUGUUCAAUCUGGGGAACUGAAGAUUCACCGGAGAACACACACAGGAGAGAAACCGUAUAGCUGUACUCAAUGUGGCAAGAGUUUUACUCAGCUAAAUGGCCUGAUAUCGCACCAGAGAACACACACAGGAGAGAAACCUUAUAGCUGUGAUCAAUGUGGGAAGAGUUUUGUUCAGUCUAGCUCUCUGAAGAUACACCAGAGAACACACACAGGAGAGAAACCUCAUAGCUGUGAUCAGUGUGACCAGAGAUACUCUGAAAAAAGAUCUCUGAUCAAACAUCAGAAAAUACAUACAUGAAAGAUUUGUUUCAUGGUAUCAAUGAAAUGAUUUCACAAUGUAGAAUGUUGUAACAUUGUAGAAGGAGUAUUUUAAUGAUGUCACAAUGUAGAACCCUAAACGUUUACCCCCUGUUCUAUUGAUUUCAGCAUGAUGUGGAUAUUAGCCUCAGGGGGAAAAUCCAGUUCUGAAAUGGAAGAGUAUUAUUUAUGAGAUUUAAGAAAAGUGACGAACAAAAAGAGCCGUUACACUUACCACAUUGGUGUCCCACUUGAGUCAAAAUGCAACACUUCAAAAUGUGGCGAGCUGUUUUCUACAAAUUGUCCUCUAACCAGUGAUGUACACAUUAUUCCCAGAUUCCGUGUGGUUUUUGAGCUGUUAGUUUUAACAGGGCGUGCAACCUCAUCUCCCUCUUCUCGACACAAUUGAUUUCAACAUGAUAUUGAUGAGUUAUGACAAAUAAGUGUUGCGUUCCUUUGUUUAGUGACACCUACAUUGAAAUGCAUCUCUCCAAAAUGUAGCCGACUGUCUUCUGCAGGUUGUGCUCUAACCAGUGAGCUAAAAGAUAUCUCCCAUUUCCAUGUGUUUUUUUAGAUGUUAGUUUCAACAGCAAGUACAAUCUGAUCUCCCCCCUUAAUCGAUAUCAGUGAUCUAUUGCUUCUUGUCAAAACAACAAUUUUUGGUGCUUGUGUCCAUGGUGAGGACAACUUAGUUUCUGAUUGUCUCAAGAUUGGGCAGUCAAAAAGAUUUGUGUUUUGUAUUUAGCCAGUGCGGUCCAUGGAUCACAAAUUAUUUUGACUUUCCGUAUUAGAGAUGAGUUAUGUUCCAAGGGGACGAGAGUUCUAGAAGCAAGUGAGUUUUCGAAAUGGAAAAAAUACACGUUUUUUCUUGUUUUUAAUUGUUGCCUGCCAGUAGACACCAUGUUAAUAUUGUAGAAGGUGAAGUAUUGUAGUUGAUUAUAAUGUGAAAUGGAAGUUGUUUUCUGUUGGUGGUGCGCAUUCUUUUAAGGUGUUACAGUCUUUGGUUUUUCCAUUUAUGUUUUGAGUUUGGAAUUUAGCGUGUAUAGCUCGUUAACACGUAGCACGCAUUGAUUGGUGUCACCUCCUUAGUCAGUAUGUGUUACACCUGUGCUGGCUUGUCCGUCUCAUUAGUGGGAAGGUGUAUCACCCGAGCUGGUCCAGGUUCUAUUUAAGAGUGUCUGGCCCAGUGCUCCAGUUGUCUUGAUAGAUGUGGAGAGUCAACACCUUUAGUUGCUCCACCUUUUCCUAUUAAAGAUGUUUUUCAUUUCA
Messenger RNA from Oncorhynchus masou masou (cherry salmon), 3043 nucleotides. Its product is annotated as gastrula zinc finger protein XlCGF57.1-like. The coding region runs from base 231 to 1775 and encodes 514 amino acids. Lineage: Eukaryota; Metazoa; Chordata; Actinopteri; Salmoniformes; Salmonidae. The record is from RefSeq and is a predicted model, not a curated record. The transcript has 2 exons. Gene Ontology annotation, biological process: regulation of DNA-templated transcription. Gene Ontology annotation, molecular function: RNA polymerase II cis-regulatory region sequence-specific DNA binding; DNA-binding transcription factor activity, RNA polymerase II-specific.